Messenger RNA from Drosophila ficusphila, 771 nucleotides. Its product is annotated as AT-rich binding protein. Bases 1 to 771 code for a protein of 256 amino acids. The transcript is spliced from 3 exons. The record is from RefSeq and is a predicted model, not a curated record. Lineage: Eukaryota; Metazoa; Arthropoda; Insecta; Diptera; Drosophilidae.
AUGUAUCCAAAUUGGCUCGUUCUGCUCCACUUGCCGCUGGUUUGUUUGGGAGUUGUUGGCUCGCAAAUGUUUGCACAGCCGCUGACAAAGAAGCACAACACCGGUGUUUGGAGCAUCGAAAGGGCGGCGGGACACAAGGUUGAGGAAGCCGCGUUGCCGCAGCAUCUGCAACAAAUCACGGGCAGCGAAGCGUUGGCGCCAUUGUUGCUCGGAUUACUAGGCCAAACAGUGCCAAAUUGGCAGCAGCAGCAGCAGCACCAGCAACAGCAACAGCAGCAACACUACCAGCAACACCAACAGCAACACCAAGCGAAUCAGGAGCAACAACAGGCCACAAAUCAACCGCAACAAGAGGGGAAAGGGUUUUUUGUUUAUGAAAAGGCCGCGGGUCAACAGCCUCGAAUAUUGGCCGGGUUCAAUGGCGUCGAUGUGCAACCUGAACAACGCCAGCCACUGCGCUUCCUGCCAAAGCGAAUUCGGCCUCAGUCGGAGUCUCAACAACUGGAUCCAGCAGCCGGGCCAAAAAUCGUUGAGGCGCCGCCAGCCGCAGCCGUUUCGGCGCCAGGACUCAAGAGCCACCCGCCCCCAUCCCCGGCAACUGCAGCGCCAGCAAGUUGCCAACUCUGCUGCAAUCCGUCGGAAGUUGCCAGUGCCAGUGCCGGUGCUAGUGCCACGCCCUGCCAGCCUUCCGCCCCGACCACGCCUUCUUCCGGGGGCCACGAGAUUAUCCCGCUGCUCAGUGCGAUGGUGCUUAAGGCGACAGUUGGUUAA